AUGGCUUUUCAAAGCAUUUUGCCUCCAUCGACCAAGCGUCCGAAAUCCCAACUUCGUCAACGAUCCCCUAACCAACAAUUGCUCUAUUUCAUCCGCAAUACAUUUUCCAUCUCAACAUGGCUCCUCAUGGGCGCAUUGCUCCAGUCUCUGGUGGUCUUCAUCGUCCCACGGUUCUACGCCAUGCUCCCGUCGAUCCUCAUCCUGGGCGCACGCCUCCUCGACACGCUCGCCAUAACGUACGGGUUCAAGCGGAACCCGUACCUCGAGGGUGCCAUCCACGGACGGACGUCGCCUCAGAUCCCCGACGAAGACGGCACGUUCCACGAGGACUCGUCGGCGGAGAAAGUGGUCGUGUUUUUGCUGGGCUUCAAGUCGAACCACCCGAUGGGCUUCCUCACGCCCAAGGCCACGGCGGUCGGGACGUACUUCAACAAGAUGGUGAAGGACCUCGAGAAGAAUUCCCCGGACUCGGGGUACUACGGCGGAUCGUCGUGGCAGAGCCAGGCCGCCAACGGGGCCCCCGAGAACCUCAUCCUCUCGUACUGGCGGUCGACCGAGGACAUCCACAAGUUCGCGUACGGCCCGGUCCACCGCGAGGCCUGGGACUGGUGGAACAAGGUCAUCAAGGACGUCGACCACAUCGGGAUCAACCAUGAGAUCUUCGAGGUGGACAGGAAACACUGGGAAGGCAUCUAUGUCAAUUUCCAGCCUACGCUGCUAGGUGCCACGACGUAUCUGAGAAAGGGAGACAAACUAGUUGGUGGCACCGUGGAGGAUCAGUGGAUCUCGCCACUGAUCGAUGCGAGGAAGGGAAAGUUGAGAAGCAGUGCCGGGAGGUUGGGCAGAGAUCCCGCGCAACUGUAUGAUCAGUACAAGGUCAAGGAGAAGGACGUCAUGGUUUCUUGA
Exophiala spinifera is the source of this 906-nucleotide messenger RNA. RefSeq lists its product as uncharacterized. The transcript is spliced from 2 exons. The coding region runs from base 1 to 906 and encodes 301 amino acids. NCBI's taxonomy places the organism in Eukaryota, Fungi, Ascomycota, Eurotiomycetes, Chaetothyriales, Herpotrichiellaceae. The record is from RefSeq and is a predicted model, not a curated record.